Molecule: messenger RNA, 2897 nt
Organism: Danio aesculapii
Lineage: Eukaryota; Metazoa; Chordata; Actinopteri; Cypriniformes; Danionidae
Product: gastrula zinc finger protein XlCGF57.1-like
Exons: 3
Coding region: 64-1551 (495 amino acids)
Source: RefSeq, a predicted model, not a curated record
GUCAAUAGUCUGCGCCGCGCUCACCCGUUUGCUGUGAUUCGGCAGGAGAAUAGUAAUAUAAAGAUGGCGUUUAUUAAAGAGGAGAGUGAAGACAUGAGGAUUGAAGAAGCUUCCAGAAUCAAACAUGAAGAUCCUGAGGAACAAACAGAUGCGAUGCCACUGAAGAAAGAGAGUGAAGUAAUUAAGGAAAUGGAGGAAAAAGAUCACAAUGAGAAUCAUCAUGAUUACAAAGCUGAAGAGAAAUCUUCAAGUUGCUCAAAGACUGAAAAGACGGGAAGGUCUUUCACCUGCCAACAAUGUGGAAAGAGUUUCACCCGUAAAGUCAACCUUAACAAGCACAUUAAAAUGCAUAAAGGACAACAGCCUUACACCUGCCAAGAGUGUGGAAAGGGGUUUAUUCAUACAGGAAACCUUAGAGAUCACAUGAGAGUUCACACAGGGGAAAAACCCUACAAAUGCCCUCAGUGCGAGAUGAGUUUCAGUCGCAAAUCAAACCUUAACAGACACAUUACAAUUCACAAAGCACAGAAAUCUUACACAUGCACACAGUGUGGGAAGGGUUUCAAUCAUAUGGGAAACCUUAAAGAUCACACGAGAGUUCACACUGGAGAAAAACCCUACACUUGCCAACAGUGCGGGAAGAGUUUCAGUUAUUCAGGACACUAUAAAGUCCACAUGCGAAUUCACUCCGGAGAGAAACCCUACACAUGCCCACAGUGCGGAAAGAGUUUUAGUCAUACAGGGAACUAUACAGUCCAUAUGAGAAUUCACUCUGGAGAGAAACCCUACACAUGCCCUCUGUGCAAAAAGAGUUUUACUCAUAAAUUAAGCUUUAACAGGCAUGCUAAAAUCCAUAAAGGACAACAGCCUUACACCUGCGAGCGGUGUGGAGAUUGUUUUGUUCAAUAUGAAACCCUUGAAUUUCACAUCAAAGUUCACUCUGGAGAAAAACUCUACACGUGCCCUGAGUGCGGAAAGGGUUUUGAUCAAAAAAGAGACUUCGGAGCCCAUCUGAGCAUGCACACUGGAAAGAGAGUGUACACAUGUCCUCUGUGCGGAAAGAGUGUCUGUGGAACGAGACACUUUGAGAAACACUUCAGAACUCACACUGGAGAAAAACCACACACAUGCCCCGAGUGUGGGAAGAGUUUCUCACAAAAAGAUAGCCUCGACAGGCAUGUUGAAAUCCACAAAGGACAAAAACCUUACACGUGUGAACACUGCGGAGAUCCGUUUGAUCAACAUGAAAGCCUUGAGCUGCACAUGAGAGUUCACUCUGGAGAAAAACCCUUCACAUGCCCUGAGUGUGGAAAGGGGCUCAACACAAAGGGACACUAUAAAGCUCACAUGAGAAUUCACUCUGGAGAGAAACUGUACUCAUGCCCCGAGUGUGGAAAGGGUUUCAAUCAUAAUGGACACCUUAAGGACCACAUGAGAGUUCACUCUGGAGAGAAAUCGUACAAGUGCCCUCAGUGCGGAAGGACUUUUUAUCAACAAAUAAACCUUAUUUCCCAUGUAAGAUAUCACUCUGCAAAGUAUAGUAAAAAAUAGUGUAGAGUCGGCACCUAUAGCCUAGUGGUUAGUGCGUCGACAUGUAGCACCCAGGUGCUCGCGGUGACCCGAGUUCGAUUCCCGGCUCGAUGCCCUUUGCCGAACCUUUCCCACUCUCUGCUCCCCAUACUUCCCUGUCAGUAAAUCUCCACUGUCCUAUCAAAUAAAGGUGAAAACCCAAUUAAAAAAUAAAUAAAUAGUGUGGAGAGUCUUAGUAAGGAAAAACUUACAAACUGCAGUUAAAGUUGUUUUCUAAAUAUUAUAGUUUAUACAUGAACAACCACAACUUCAAGUGUAACUACAAAGAAACUGCAGCCCCGCAGAACACAAACCUGUUAUAAUUAUCAAACCCAAAAAGCACUGUGAUCUAUGAGAAUAAAAUUACACUUUAGAGAAAUAAUCAAUCUGUUUUGCUAACUUGCAGAGGAGACAAACUCGGGCAAUAACACAUGAUUACAUGGUCAAAAUCUCUAGCAACAUUACUAGGAUGCAUUCUCAGUAUUUCUAAGCACUUUGUGGGCUGAAGUUAAAGGGUUUCUGAAAUUUCUGUCCAUUUUAUAAUCUUUUCCAAAUGUAACAGAUACCAUUGACAUAGUCUCAGAUACAGUAACAAUUAAACUCUCGACAAACUUAAAAAAAAAAACAUCCUCCUGCUUAGACAUCUCCUCGUUGAUAACAACUUGAGCCCUGGAGAAUGAGUGACUAACUGUGCCUAAUACGUUCCUGUUCGAGGCGCCAAUCUUGUAAGGGGCAAAUUUACCCCAUUGUGUAGGGGGGAUUAAUUUGAGCUGGCCUGAAAGUUCUUACUCUCCACUCUCCACAUGUUUUUUUGUCUUUUACUCAUUAAUUUGUGUAUGAGGUUACUUACCUUAUUGUGUAAGAAAAAAAAAAAAAAGAUUAAAAAGAGUUUAUCGCUAUCCUUCAGCGUAUUCUCUGUUUUAUAAUAGGUUUAGUUAAUUAUAUCACUGAGACGCAAUGAGAUUUACACAGAUUACAGGCGUCGUCCCAUUGAGCUCGGAAAACACAGAAAUCUGUAUUUAUACGGAAGAAUCACGUCUCUGUACAACACAUGUUCAGAUAAUGCUGAUUUGAGUAUUCCAUGUUGAAAUUAAAUUAUGUUUACAUAUAGGAUGUGUUGGUCUACUUGUAUUGUGAAAACCUGGCAACCCUGCAGAUCUGAAUGAGGAUCAAAUGUUGAGCUUUGAGGAUGAACACCAACCUGUUUGUUCCUCAGGAUCUUCAUGUUUGACUCUGAAAGCUUCUUCAGUCUCUUCAUGUUUGACUGUGAAUGUUUCUUCAAUCUUGAUGUCUUCACUCUCCUCUUUAAUAAACGCCAUCUUUAUAAU